CCCAGAGCUUCUUGGCAGCCUCAGGAAAGUCUUCUAACACUUACUCGCUUCACCAUUUUGUCACCAUCCGGUGUCUCCUUAGAAACAGAAAGAACCCCAAGGCAGAUCGAAUCAACGACUCUAAUAUCCCAUAAUGCUCACGAAUCCCAACUUGACCCAAGCCCUUUACGCGGGAAAUGCAUUAUGGUUCAGCAGUGCUGUCCUCCACUUCGGCUUCCGCCAGGCCUACGUGAUGCGCAGAAUUUCGCUCCGAAAGCAUUCCAAGGACCCGGCGAUCAGGUCCACGCCAGCCGGCGACAAGUACCACCACGAUAUCAUGGCGUACCUAGGCGGGAUGAACUCCCCCCUCGCUCUUCUGGCGUGGCUUAGGCUGUUUGCGCUGCUGCGGCCUUCGAAAUUCUUCUCCGCCAGGUCUAGUGCGGGGGAUGCCGCGCUGGAUAUCACGGCCCUGAUAGUUCUCGGGCUAGGGAACUUGUCCCAGGCAGUCCUAAACUUUACAACCAGCCGCAAGAGUGAUCGGUGGAUAAUGGGCAAGGGAUUAGAUCGAAUCACCGUCUUCGAUGCUGUGUUCACUGUGUUAGACUGGUGCUUUGCUCUAGCCAGGAUGGCUUCUAUCUGAGUGGAUGAUACUAUGCAAGCAUAUCGAGAGAUGGAUUUUAUGAAACGGCGAUGACUUUGCUACCGACCUUACUAUGAGAUUGCUGUCUGAGAGGUUCAGUCGUUCGCCUCGGUGAGCCAGUACGAGCAUGCCGGGCAUAUUACCUACCUGGGUACCUACAGGCAGGUAUGUAUAUGGCGUUAAACAUCGGAUACCAGUGUCAGAAAACGUGGGGGAGAAUAAGAUUUCUCAACCAUCAAUUCCCAUCGUAAUAUAACUUCCUACCGAAAGCUGAAG
This is a messenger RNA of Durotheca rogersii, 895 nucleotides long. RefSeq lists its product as uncharacterized. NCBI's taxonomy places the organism in Eukaryota, Fungi, Ascomycota, Sordariomycetes, Xylariales, Xylariaceae. The transcript has 3 exons. The record is from RefSeq and is a predicted model, not a curated record. The coding region runs from base 134 to 619 and encodes 161 amino acids.